Trichoplax adhaerens is the source of this 345-nucleotide messenger RNA. RefSeq lists its product as uncharacterized. The annotation marks the transcript as partial. Gene Ontology annotation, molecular function: syntaxin binding. NCBI's taxonomy places the organism in Eukaryota, Metazoa, Placozoa, Uniplacotomia, Trichoplacea, Trichoplacidae. The record is from RefSeq and is a predicted model, not a curated record. The transcript has 3 exons.
CAGCUUUUAGCGUACACCGAUAAAUUUCAAGACUUUCAAAAAACCAUUGAUAAAAGUAAUGAUAUUUUCAAUACCUUCAAGAAAGAAACGGAAAAUGCUUCAAAAAGUAUUAAAAGAUUAGAAAAGGAGGUUAUUGUAUGGAAGACUAAAUGGGAGAACACAAAUCGUGCAUUUUUAGAAAUGACCGGGGAGAAAUUAAAACAAGAAAAGGAACAUGAAAAUUUCAAAGCUAAAUUUGAUCGUUUAAAAAGCUUAUGCCAUGCUCUUCAAGAGGAAAGAAACCAACUUCGACAAAAAGUAGCUGAUUUUACCAAGGUCCGUACUCAUGUCGCAAGACACGAUUAA